CUUAUCGACAUCGGCUCGGCCACACCUCUGGACAAAAGUACGUGGAAUAUUUACCUUAAUUAAAGCAAAAAGGAGCAGUGAAUACGAAAACCGUUAAAACGAAGUCAAAUCCAAAUGGAGACCCCUACGGCCGACGACCUACUCCAAUUCCGCGACUAUAGCGGCGGAGCCCCAGCCCAGAUCAACGUCAAUUCGCCGACUCAUGCAACGGGCGGCGGAUCUGGGUUUGGCUCCGGAUCUGGUGGGACCAAUGCUCAACGUCAGCGCGGCGAUCCGCUGGCGGAUCUCAUCUAUGACAUGAGCACCUCUGCCCAGAACAUGGCCGGCGGUAGCUCUAACCAAGCGCAAAACGCCUCGCUGGACGGAUCCGGCGGUGGUGGUGUUGGCGGCGCACGACUCUCCUUCCUCACCAUUGAGUACUACCAGCAGUUCUUCAACGUGGACACCUACAUGGUUCUAGAGCGCAUCGUCAACUCAAUGAUACCAAAGCGCGCGGCAGGCAAUUACUUGCGCAUGAACAUCGGGGAGAAUCCGGAUCUGUACGGUCCGUUCUGGAUCACCGUCACCCUGAUCUUCUCCAUAGCCAUUAGCGGCAACAUAGCCAGCUACUUGCAUCAUGCCAGCGAUGGUUAUCAUUGGCACUACAACUUCCACCUGGUCUCCUAUGCGGCCACUUGCAUUUUCCUGUACGCCAACAUAUUGCCGGCCGUCCUCUGGGCCCUAUUUAAGUACAGCCUUAAGCCGGUGGACUCUGCGGAUGCCGUGGAAACGGAUAGCGCCAGCUACACGCCGACACUCCUGUCACUGAUGUGCAUCUACGGCUACAGUCUGGCUAUCUACAUUCCCGUUUCUAUUCUGUGGGUGAUCAAUAUAUCAGUGCUGCAGUGGCUUCUGGUGAUCACCGCUGCCUUACUCUCGGGAACUGUUUUAAUUGCAGUUUUAACGCCAGCCCUGCGAAAUUCGCAGUUCUCGCUAUUCCUCAUAAUCGGAAUACUGAUUGCACAUAUUGUGCUAGCAGCCGGAUUUCUGCUGUAUUUCUUUCACAGUCCCCCAGACUCACCGGUGGCUGGAGUUCCUCCGCCACCAGUUGCACCUGCUGCUCCCGCAGCCCUGAAGGCCGUCACCGAGGUGGUGCUGGCGAAUGUAGCUCCUGGAAAUCGAAGUCAAUAGAAAGAAAUCAUUUCGCAUUUUUCCUUUGUUGUUUCCCAAGUCUCUAUUAUAAUUGUUUAAAAGGAUGUGUGAGUCCUUAGGCUCAGAUCGGAUUCGAUUAAAAUCCUUUUAGAAAUCCUGAGCGAGUUUUGUGCAUGGUUUUUGACAUUCUGUAACAUUUAACGACUGUAUAUUUAUUAUAAAUUAAAGAUAGAAAUAUGUGCAAAACCAAAA
Drosophila serrata is the source of this 1383-nucleotide messenger RNA. Its product is annotated as protein YIPF1. The record is from RefSeq and is a predicted model, not a curated record. Lineage: Eukaryota; Metazoa; Arthropoda; Insecta; Diptera; Drosophilidae. Gene Ontology annotation, biological process: vesicle-mediated transport. Gene Ontology annotation, cellular component: Golgi apparatus; membrane. Gene Ontology annotation, molecular function: small GTPase binding.